Messenger RNA from Cetraspora pellucida, 3198 nucleotides. The record is from the annotation of a GenBank genome assembly. NCBI's taxonomy places the organism in Eukaryota, Fungi, Glomeromycota, Glomeromycetes, Diversisporales, Gigasporaceae.
AUGGAAAUGAAAUUCAUUCCUUCGAAUUAUACUAAAGUGUCUUCUUCAACCGGCGUUGUUCUUAAAAAAUUAAAAAACGGCGUUCUUAAAAAAUCAAAAAACGGAGUUCUUAAAAAAUCAAAAAAAGGAGUUGUUCGUCAACCAAAAUCUUCUCAACCAACUAUAGAAUCUACUUCGACUAAAGAUUCUCCUAAGCAAUUGUCACCGAGAAAACCAAGAAUCAAAAAAUGGAAAUCUUCUGAACCACAUCCAAUUGUUUCAUUUCCACCUGAAUUAUUCAUUAACAUCCUUUAUUUCUGCAAUCCUCAAACGUUACUUUCUCUUUCUAAAGUUUGUAGACAAUUUGCAAUGUAUUUGAAUGCAUCUGAUUCUUCCAUCACUACUAAAAUUUGGAGGGAUUCAAGAAAAGGAUUUUUAAAUAAUUUGAAAUUGGAUCCACCCGAAGGUAUGACUGAAAAAGAGUAUUGCAAAUUAUCUGUUGAACGUGGCUGUAUGGUUUGUGGUAUACCCAGAAUUAGAAAAGUGUAUUGGGCUUUUAGAGUGAGGUGUUGUACCGCAUGUUUGGAGAAAAUGACUAUUAGUGAUUAUCGAAUCGAAAGCGAACUGGGUAUCCCUUCCUGUGUUUUAUUUGGUCUUCCAUAUGUCCAACAACAAAAAUGGGCUAGACGAAGAGGAUCAUUCAUAGUGAGAAUUUAUUUAGUAAAACAAGUUAAAGAUGCUCACAAGGAAUAUAAAGAGGUACCUGCUAAAGAGCGUAAAGAUUGGUAUCAAAGAAUGAAGAUUCAAGGAAUUGAGAUUAUGAAGGAGGUUAAUCAACGUAUGAAUGAUGAUAGUAACAAACGAAUGAAACGCUUAGCAAAAUCAAUCAAUCAAAUUCGUUCAAUUAAUCCACGAUCAUUUGCUACUAUUACUAAUCAAUCUAAACCUUCAAUUCCUGAACCAAAAGACUGUUCUAAAAUAACACCAAAUUAUGCAAAAUUGGUUGAAAAUUUGUCAAUUAUUCGAAAAAGAAUUUUUGGUGAUCAACCUUUGACUUUAUCUGAAAAAAUAUUAUAUGCUCAUUUAUGGGAUCCGAAAGGUAUUGAUAGUAUUGUCAAAGGUGAAACUUAUCUGAAAUUAAAGCCUGAUAGAGUUGCUAUGCAAGAUGCGUCAUCCCAAACUGCCAUUCUUCAAUUUAUGCUUGCUAAAAUGCCAGUAACAGCUGUUCCAACGUCCAUACAUUGUGAUCAUUUGAUUGAGGCAUAUGAAGGUGGUGACAAAGACUUGAAGACUGCUGAAAUAACAAGUAAAGAAAUAUUUGAUUUCUUAAAAAGUGCUUCAGACAAAUAUGGAAUAGAAUUUUGGAAACCAGGAAGUGGAAUUAUUCAUCAAAUAGUUUUGGAAAAUUAUGCCGCUCCUGGUGCUCUUAUGAUUGGAACUGAUAGUCAUACACCAAAUGCCGGUGGUCUUGGAACAAUCGCUAUAGGUGUUGGUGGCGCUGAUGCUGUUGAUGCCAUGGCUAAUGUUCCAUGGGAACUUAAAGCUCCAAAAAUAAUUGGUGUAAAAUUGAUUGGCAAAUUGAAUGAAUGGACAAGUCCUAAAGAUGUAAUAUUACAUUUGGCUGGAAAAUUAACUGUUCGGGGUGGAACUGGUCAUAUAAUUGAAUAUUUUGGUACAGGAAUUGAAACUCUUUCUUGUACAGGGAUGGCCACAAUAUGUAAUAUGGGUGCUGAGGUCGGUGCAACUACCUCCGUAUUCCCUUUUACAUCAAGCAUGUACUCAUAUUUAUCUGCGACUAGACGUUAUCCAGUUGCCGAACAGGCUACCUCUUAUGCAUCAUAUCUAAAAGCUGAUUCUAAUGCUCAUUAUGAUCAAAUUAUUGAAAUUAAUCUAUCGGAACUUGAACCUCAUAUUAAUGGUCCAUUUACUCCUGAUUUAUCGACACCUCUUAGUAAAUUCGCUGACUUUGUUACAAAGAAUGGUUGGAAAGAUGAGAUAAAGGCUGGGUUGAUAGGAAGUUGUACUAACAGUAGUUACCAGGAUAUGAGUCGCGUAACUAGCUUGGUGUCACAAGCACUUGAUAAAGGUAUACAUCCAAAGAGUGACUUUUAUAUUACCCCAGGAAGUGAUCAAAUUCGCGCGACAAUGGAAAGAGACGGACAAACUGAAAUAUUACAAAAAGUUGGUGGUCGUGUUUUGGCUAAUGCUUGUGGGCCUUGCAUAGGACAGUGGAAAAGAACUGAUAUUCAGAAAAAUGAAGAAAAUGCCAUCUUAACUUCAUUUAAUCGUAACUUUAAAAAUAGAAACGACGGAAAUCCAUCAACAAUGAACUUUUUGGCGUCUCCAGAAGUAAGUAGAUUAACAUUCAAUCCGGUGACAGAUACAUUAGUAGACAAAGACGGAAAACCAUUUAGAUUUUCAAGUCCAUUCGGUGAUGAAUUACCAAAAUAUGGAUUUGAAAGAGGAAAAGAAUUCUAUGAACCGUCACCGGUUUCGACAGGGAACCCAUCAACACAAAUUACAAUCCCUCCAAAUUCAGACCGAAUUCAGUUAUUGGAACCAUUUCCGAUAUGGCAUGGUAGUGAAUUUCAUGAUUUACGCGUUUUAAUCAAAGUAAAAGGCAAAUGUACAACGGAUCAUAUAUCUGCAGCUGGACCUUGGUUAAGAUUUAAAGGUCACCUAGAAAAUAUCUCUAAUAAUACUUUGAUCGGUGCUCUUAAUGCUGAUAAUGGAAAAGUUAAUCUUGUAAGAAAUGUUUUGACUGAAAAGGAUGGAACCAUACCAGAAGUUGCACGUUAUUACAAAGAAAAUAACAUUCAAUGGAUUGUUGUAGCUGAUCAUAAUUAUGGUGAAGGAUCAGCCAGAGAACAUGCAGCAUUACAAGUUCGCUAUUUAGGUUGUCCAAUAAUUAUUGCAAAAUCAUUUGCAAGAAUUCAUGAAACAAAUCUAAAGAAACAAGGGGUGUUACCAUUAGUAUUUAAAAACGAAGAUGAUUAUAAUUUACUCUCGGGUGGUGACAUAAUCUCUACAAUUGGUGUUGUAGGAUUAGAGCCCGGUAAAGAUGUAACGAUUAGAAUUAGAAAAGAAAAAAGUGGUGGCAAGAUUGAGGAAUUUGAUAUUGUAACAAAACAUACAAUGUCAGAAAAUCAGAUUGAGUGGUUCGUUAUGGGAAGUGCUUUAAAUCUUAUUGCUAGUAUGCAGAAAUCCAACAGUAUUUAA